GUACUUGCAGUUGAAAGAGCACCUCUCGCCCAAUAGAUAUCGUCCCAUGCGCCACGUCACAGCAGAAUCACACGCGCUUCAAACAGUCAUGCUUGAUUGCUGGCUCGUAGGCCAAGGGUCUUCGCCACCGCGUAUCGCGCCAAAUGUGAUCUGGUUGAACACCAGGUCGAGUGGUUGCGCCGUGUCAUUUUUCUGAACGUAUCGAGUCCAAUCCAUCGCAGACAGCUCUGGUCGCGUCAAUUCAGGGACCCGCUUCUCGGCAGCCUGGAGGCUGGCAAUUCUCAAGACGGAGGCGAAACCGGAAUGCCGCCAUGUCGGAGUCCCCCAUCCUCUGGGUCCUUGAGCGUGAGAACGAGCACGGCGCCGACGCGUCGCGACACGACCACGACCAGCUCCUGUCGCUCUUGCCCGCGUCGUGCCGCACAGAGUCCGGUGACUUGGCUGCUGCUGGUCGUCAAGUCACGCCCUGCGUCGAGAAGGAGCUCGACCUGCAGCGGCUGGUCAGCAUUCACAGCUGGCUCUGGGUCACGGGACGGGUUAUGCCGCCGCGUCCUCUGCACCACCAGCUCGUUCUCGGUCGGGAGAUCGUCAUCAUGGAGCGUAUGGAUAUACAUCUCGUCUCGACAACAGGCCGGGUGUUUCUCAAGCCCAUCCCGCGCUUCCUGCUUGAGCCUCAGCUCUGGACGCAAUAUCUCUCUUGCGGAAGGGGCUGCGGCUGCUCCAGCAAAAAGGACGACGCCCAAGGAUGCACCCAGGAGCGCGGGCGAGGCAUUCGGCAACAUGUGUUCGGCUUCCUGUUCUCCUACGCCGCGCUGAUAUCCCAUGAGAGCGACUUCCGCAUCGCUAAGGAGAAUCGCUUGCUCCCGCCGGAAAUAUCGUGACCUGGGUGGAGGAUCUUCGUUGAGCUGGCCACCAGUGUUGACUGCUUUAGAGCCUGCUUCGCCUCCAUGGAACUCGUGUGGGACAAAGACCCCCACCAGGUUGCAAACCAAAGACGUGCAUGUCCGUGUUAUUGGUUAGAACUGAGUGUCAGAUGUGCAACCCCUUGAAGUCCAUCAACUGGUGUAGACAUAGCGGGAGGAUACGCUGUUGGUGGUAUUUCAGUCA
This is a messenger RNA of Fusarium redolens, 1107 nucleotides long. RefSeq lists its product as uncharacterized. Bases 312 to 881 code for a protein of 189 amino acids. NCBI's taxonomy places the organism in Eukaryota, Fungi, Ascomycota, Sordariomycetes, Hypocreales, Nectriaceae. The transcript is spliced from 2 exons. The record is from RefSeq and is a predicted model, not a curated record.